Messenger RNA from Mytilus trossulus (common blue mussel), 809 nucleotides. RefSeq lists its product as uncharacterized. The transcript has 3 exons. Bases 158 to 487 code for a protein of 109 amino acids. The record is from RefSeq and is a predicted model, not a curated record. NCBI's taxonomy places the organism in Eukaryota, Metazoa, Mollusca, Bivalvia, Mytilida, Mytilidae.
UAUAAAUAAAUGUUAACCAACAACGGAUAUAAAUACUAGACUUUCACGUCAACAUUUAAAUAAACUUCUGUCACUUUUCCUUUUCACAAUAGCAACAUCCGUUAUAUUUUACAUCUUAUAGGACUGUGUUCAAAUUCUAAAUCUAGUUAGGAAUGAAAUGGGAAACGAUUGUUGUUGCUGUAGCGAUCCAGUAGACGAGGAAGAUGCAUUUAUGAAACAGAGGAACUUUGUUAUAGAUAGUAAAAUUUUUACUUUGGGUAAAUAUGGCAGGCAGGAAACUACAGAUACACAAAAUGAUCCAGAAAAGAAUAGGAAAUUUGAAAGUUUCAAAGAUUCAAAACCUGACAAAAACAGUAAUGUAAAAAGUAUGAAGAAACACAGUUUUCGGAAGUCUAAAAUGGGCAGUUCUAGAAGAGUAAAACCAAACAGAGAAUUUAUACGAACAUGUUCUAUGGAAGAAUUCUGUGAAAAUGUAUCAAAAUAUUAAUGUUUCUCGUUGACAAGUGCCAUAAAACAAACCAUAUCAGAUUCAUUUUCUGUAAUUAUUCAUGACAUGUAUUAAUAGUGUUUCGUAAAAUUAUUUUGCUUUUAAUGUUCUUAGGGCCACACCAAUUUAAUUUCUUGUUCUACGGAUUUUUGGACUCCAAAAGUUGGGGCGAGCGAGCGAUUUGAAAAUUUUAAUAAAAAAAUAUUUAAUUUGCAAAUUUUUGAGGCGAAGCUAAAAAAGUAAAGGCGAGCGAUUAUAAUUUUUUUUUGUAAACAUAAAAUAGUAGAUUUUGACUUUAUUAAAACUUGAUUUAUCACAUGUA